Danio rerio (zebrafish) is the source of this 1485-nucleotide messenger RNA. RefSeq names its product Gig2-like protein DreN. The record is from RefSeq and is marked validated. NCBI's taxonomy places the organism in Eukaryota, Metazoa, Chordata, Actinopteri, Cypriniformes, Danionidae.
CAAAGCACCUGAUCGCGAUUCACGCCCACUUUUACACGACUGACUGACGUCCCAGUGUGUUUACAAUUAUCUCAAUGUUCGGGGACUUGUAGGACAAUAUAGGUAACAUUUAUUCAUCGCUUAAAGCACAUUUAGAAUGUCGAAAAAUUACAACUUUAUACAAGAAGCCUGUUUGGUAUAAUAUGAUAUGCAUAUAGCCACAAUCUGUGAUUAAAAUGAAAGCGAAAGUGUUUUGUGUUACGUCAUCAAGGAAGUAAAAGUGGCGUUCUCUGUUUAAGUUUAGGCACAGUGACAACACAAAGGAACCGCAGUCUCUGAACGGAGCAUCCAAAGGUUACUGGCUUCUUAAAUCGUCGGACAAUUGCAAAAAUGCCGGUGGAAUUCAGUGGAUGGGAGGCAUAUUGUGAUAAAUCAAAGCACCUUAAGCCAGGUCAAGAACCCAAAAAGAAUCAUGGCUACAUUAUGUACCACGGGACUCUCAAAAGCAAUGCCCCAGCCAUCAUAUCAACAGGAUUUCGUCCCUCUUCUGGGGGAACUCUGGGCCCCGGAGUCUACUGUAGUAGAGACAUUAACAAAGCAAUGGGUUACCCAGCAUGUGCUCCCAAUGACCGAGUCGUGUUAAAGCUGCGAGUGAGAGUUGGUAAAGUGAAGAGGAUUGACAGCCAAAGUCUUAACAUGUGGACAUCAUGGCAUCAGAACGGAUAUGAUACGGCCUGGUUACCUGCCACUGGCUCUUUUGUGGCACUUGAGGAGGAUUGUGUUUGGGACCCAAACAGAAUUACUGUGACUGGAAUAGCCCAUUGCACAGACCCCAGUACUAAGGCUUCCCUGGAGAGUCUCAUAAAGCAGAAAAGCCAAUCCCAAGACCCGAAUGGGAAAGGCAUGAAGCUGUGUAAGGGCUGUGGGAUGCAAACACAGGAUAAGCACAAGAUGGAGAAAUGCUGGUCCUGUAGGGCAUCCAUUUGCCCCUUCAUGAAAAAACACGGUUGCCAAAGAAACGGGAAGUAACAGGUGCUCAGAUUUCCAAACUAGUUAAUGGAUUAUAUCUGUGAGGUGAUGCUGAGAAAUUAAUUUAGGAUAUUGUUUUUUUUAAAUCAGCCGUGCAGAAAUGUAUGUCAAUUAGAUUGUUGUCAAUAAAUUUGCACAUGAUCUUUCAAAACUACUUUUUUUCUUUUUCUUUUUUUUUUUUUUUUUUUUUGUGGCGGCCCGCGAGGCUUUUUAUAAAUAGCCUAUUAAUAGAAUCUGGCCCGCUAUACAAAAAUGAACGUAAUUCAAUAAAUAACCACCGGGUGUCGCUUUUACAUUCCUUCAAUUAGGCAGCACCAUUGGGCAGCACUUUUUGUUAUGAUGUAAAACUAACCGACCAAACUGAAGGAAACAUUAUUGAUAAUCACAUUUUGGCGAGCCCUGGUGCACCAAGAAAAAGGAAAAUCAACAGUCAGUGCAAGAAGUUUCAGUCACAUUGGAGCAAAGAAUAUUUCUUCA